Messenger RNA from Rasamsonia emersonii CBS 393.64, 1653 nucleotides. Its product is annotated as Efflux pump antibiotic resistance protein. Gene Ontology annotation, molecular function: transmembrane transporter activity. The record is from RefSeq and is a predicted model, not a curated record. Gene Ontology annotation, biological process: transmembrane transport. Gene Ontology annotation, cellular component: membrane. Bases 1 to 1653 code for a protein of 550 amino acids. The transcript has 5 exons. NCBI's taxonomy places the organism in Eukaryota, Fungi, Ascomycota, Eurotiomycetes, Eurotiales, Trichocomaceae.
AUGGCCCAGCUAGAUAGCAGGACUGAGCCAAAAAUCACCGCGUUGGAUGACGCUGAAGCCCGAGUCCUCUCAAGCGAUGCUUCAGCUACUGCCAGUGACGACACGUGGAAGGCCGGUCGAGCCGAGAUUCUCACCGUAAUCUGCCUGUCAAUUGUCUCGCUGAUCGUCGCUUUGGAUUCUACGAUACUGGUGCCAGUCUUACCGACUCUUGCAGUGGCGUUGAAUGGCUCUGCCAUCGAGACGUUCUGGGCAGGAACAUCGUUCCUCCUGGCAAGCUCAACCUUCCAGCCCUUUAUCGGGGCUCUUUCCGACGUGUUCGGGAGGCGGGAAUUGCUUCUGCUCUCCAUCUUUCUGUUUGCCCUUGGAACGCUUGUCGCCUGUCUUUCGCACGGCUUCGCUCAGUUCCUGGCUGGCCGGACUAUCCAAGGGGUUGGAGGCGGAGGCAUCACUACCCUGGUGCUCGUUAUCUGCACAGACAUCAUCCCCCUGCGCCAGCGGCCCAAAUUCACCAGUUUCAUGCAGAUCUCCUGGGCUCUUGGAACCGUCAGCGAACCGCUAAUCGGAGCUGCGUUUGCAGAAUAUGUCUCGUGGCGUUGGAUCUUUUACAUUAAUUUCCCCCUCUGCGGCAUCGGCGGUCUCAUGGCCUUCCUGGUCAUUCGCUUCCAGGAACGUCAUCGAUCCUGGGCGACCAAGUUUUCCGAAGUCGACUGGACCGGUGGGAUUCUGUUCAUCAGCAGCACGACGGCAUUCCUCCUGGGCAUCACCUGGGGAGGCGUUCAAUACGCAUGGAGCAGCUAUCAAACGUUGCUUCCCCUUUUACUCGGCAUUGUUGGCGUCGUGGCGACUCUGUUCUGGGAAGUUCGAUACGCAAAAAAUCCCUUUAUUCGCAAAACUCUUUUCAAUAAUCUUUCCAAUCUGUCGUCAUACAUAUGUGCCCUUCUUCUAGGCCUUCUGCUGUACGCGGAGUUGUUCUACAUUGCGUUCUAUUUGCUCUCCGUGAAGGGCCUUUCACCCAUGAUGGCCGGCGUCUAUUUCACCCCCAUCACGGCGGGAUUGAUUCCGGCCAGCAUGGCUGUCGGUAUUGCCAUCUCGCGCCUCGGGCGAUUCCGCUGGGCGAUCUGGUCCGCGUGGGCAGUCAAUCUUCUCGGGGCAGGGCUGUUGAUUAUUCUUGAUGUGGAGACCAAGCGCUAUGCGAUGAUCCUAAUUUUCUUGGUUGUAGGCAUUGGAACGGGACCCCUCGUCACUUCUCUCAAUUUUGGAAUUCAAGCCAACACAAAGGUAGAAGAUGUCGCCUACGCUUCGGCCCUCUUUGCCUUUCUACGCAGUGUGGGCAUGUGCCUGGGAGUUGCCAUCGGGGGCACCAUUUUUCAAAACGAGCUGUCUCGCGAGCUGAGAAAAGCAGGAUUGCCCUCGCAGAUAUCGCAGGAUGCCGAAGGCUACGUGGCUACGUUGAACCGUCUGCCGUCGAAUUCACCGUUUCGACUGCAGGUCCUCCAGGCGUAUGCAUCGUCGUUCAGGACCUUAUUCAUCGUCUUGACGGCGAUAUGUGCUGCGAGUGGGAUCAUCAGCAUUUUCAUUUCUCAUAACUCGCUCGACAAAGCGCUUGGCUCGGAGCAUGUUCUUCAGCGGAAGAGAUCGGCGGCUGAAAGUUAG